GCAAUCAGUCAGCCAAAGAAAUAAGAAAUAUGUUAAAAGGUGCACGUUUCACUCCUAGAAUGAUUUGUACCGUGAGCGGUCGGAACGAUGCCGUGGUGGAUGCAUGUCAAGGUGAUAGUGGAGGACCGCUGGUUAGAAAGAUAGCUACAGCACAGGGUACUGAGUUCUGGGUGCAAGAAGGAAUUGUAAGCUGGGGUUACGGUUGUGCGACCAUUGAUGUUAACGGCAAUGAAUAUCCUGGAUACUUCAUCAAUGUUUCGUCAAUAAUCAGCUUCAUACAGGAAUCACUAGAAAGCGAUGACACCUAAAAUUCCCUCGUUGUAUUAUAAAAGUUCCCUUUUUAGUCAAAACUUCCUAAUAAACAUCAAAGCUUCAUUCCAACUCAAAAUACUGGAGGCGUAUGUUGCAUAAUGAAGAGAUCUUAAAUCACGCUCGAAGGGAAAAAAGCUUGGAUAAAUUGGGAAGAUUGCAUAAGCAUUCAUAAUCAACUGUAUUUUUCGAUGAACAAUUAAGAAUGUGUUUUCAUACAGUUCCAAAAUAAAUGUAUGACAAGGUGUUCAAACAUCA
Messenger RNA from Styela clava, 567 nucleotides. The record is from RefSeq and is a predicted model, not a curated record. NCBI's taxonomy places the organism in Eukaryota, Metazoa, Chordata, Ascidiacea, Stolidobranchia, Styelidae.